CUUCUUACUUUCUUGUGCAUUCAUAACUCAUCCUUUCUCUAUCUACAAAUAACUCCAAAAAUAUCAAUCUCUCUCCCUUCACAAAAACCACAUAAAAAGGGUUGAAAGUCUCAAUCUCUUAGCUCAAGAAUCUCCUUUGUGGGUCUCUUCUGUUCAUCAAUGGAUGAGAAAGGAAGAAGCUUCAAGAAGAACAACAUGGAAGACGAAAUGGACCUGAAGAGAGGUCCAUGGACAGCUGAAGAAGACUUUAAGCUCACCGAUUACAUUGCUACUCAUGGAGAAGGUCGAUGGAACUCUCUUUCUCGUUGUGCAGGACUCCAACGAACUGGUAAAAGCUGUAGACUACGGUGGCUAAACUAUCUCCGCCCUGACGUUCGCCGUGGAAACAUUACCCUCGAAGAACAACUCUUGAUCCUCGAACUUCAUUCCCAAUGGGGCAAUCGAUGGUCAAAAAUCGCCCAGUAUCUACCGGGAAGAACAGACAAUGAGAUCAAGAACUAUUGGAGAACGCGAGUGCAAAAACAUGCAAAGCAGCUUAAAUGCGAUGUCAACAGCCAACAAUUUAAAGACACGAUGAAGUAUAUGUGGAUGCCUCGGCUUGUCGAGAGGAUCCAAUCUGCCUCGGCCUCCGCCGCAUCAUUAAUCUCGACCACAGGAUCAGCCACCACGUCAUCAUGCAUCACAACUUCUAACAAUGAAUUCAUGACGUAUGAUUACAACAAUAACAACUCCAUCGGAGAACGACUUGGUGUAAUGAACAACAACAAUUAUAUCACGCCGGAAAACUCCAGCGUGGCAGUGUCUCCGGUGUCAGACUUGACGGAUUACUACAACGCUCCAAAACCGAACCCGGAUCAGAAUUUGGUGGGUCCACAAAUGUUACCGGAUAAUUAUAUCGAUUAUUCUGGAUUACUAGACGAAGAUUUAACAGCUACGCAUGAGCAGAGUAACCUCGACUGGUUUGAAAAUAUUGAUGAAGUUGUUUCUUCUUCUUCAGAGAGUUUAUGGAACAUUGGAGAAAGUGAUGAAGACUUCUGGUUUUGUCAGCAGCAACAACAGUUCAACAAUAAUAACGACUUCUGAAUACAGAUUAAAACAAACUAGGGUCUUUUAAGUAUGUAAAAGGUAUUUGUUCAAGGGAGUAAUUAAGGAUAAGGACUGUGUUUACGAUAAUUAAUUAUGAUAUAUGAUCAGCUUUUUUAUUCCAAGCUUGAUCAUAUACCAUGGCGUUUAACAAAUCGCUUAAUUUGAUUAGUUUUUUUUUUGGGGUGGGGAUUGUAAUGAUAUUUUGUGGAUAACUCCUAAGUAUGGAUGAAGAUUAUUUUA
Molecule: messenger RNA, 1326 nt
Organism: Brassica oleracea var. oleracea
Lineage: Eukaryota; Viridiplantae; Streptophyta; Magnoliopsida; Brassicales; Brassicaceae
Product: transcription factor MYB108-like
Exons: 3
Coding region: 160-1083 (307 amino acids)
Biological process (GO): regulation of DNA-templated transcription
Cellular component (GO): nucleus
Molecular function (GO): DNA-binding transcription factor activity; sequence-specific DNA binding
Source: RefSeq, a predicted model, not a curated record